AUGGCAAUCGACCAAUAUGUCGAAGAAUUGUUGAUCAUGGGAGAUUCGGAUUUGAUUAUCCGACAAGCCCAAGGAGAAUCGGAGACUCGGGAUGUAAAGAUUAUUCCCUACAGGCAAUAUGUAGAAGAUCUUAUCAGGCGAUUCAAGUCAGUGGAGUUCAGGUACAUUCCUCGUUUUCACAAUGAGUUAGAUGAUGCGCUCGCUACUUUGGCCUCGAUGCUGCCAUACCCAGGCAAUGCCCACAUUGACAUAUUGGAAAUUCAAAUCCGGGAAAGGCAUGGUUACUGCAAUACGGUUAAGGAAGAACCAAAUAUUCAGCCAUG
Molecule: messenger RNA, 323 nt
Organism: Nicotiana tabacum (common tobacco)
Lineage: Eukaryota; Viridiplantae; Streptophyta; Magnoliopsida; Solanales; Solanaceae
Source: RefSeq, a predicted model, not a curated record